Alternaria atra is the source of this 987-nucleotide messenger RNA. RefSeq lists its product as uncharacterized. Bases 1 to 987 code for a protein of 328 amino acids. Lineage: Eukaryota; Fungi; Ascomycota; Dothideomycetes; Pleosporales; Pleosporaceae. The transcript is spliced from 3 exons. The record is from RefSeq and is a predicted model, not a curated record. Gene Ontology annotation, molecular function: GTP binding.
AUGUCGGCGGAUCCAAAGCAACUCAGCAAAGUUACCAUGGUAGGUCCAUCAGGGUUCGAGCGCGAACCCCAGAAAAACAUCUUGUCUGAGAUGCCGCUGGACAGUGGUGCCAAUCUAGAAUCUCAAAGACAAUCCGUUACUUCAAGAGAGAAGGUCGGCGUCCUUGUGCUAGGCCCCACAGGAGCUGGAAAGUCGUCGUUCAUUUCCACAGUCACAGACUCGCCUGUGAUCAUCGGCCACAACAUAACUUCCGAAACCAAAAGUUGCCGUGCAUGGGAAUGGAAAGUUAGCCUAAACCAGUCUGUCGAUGCCAUCGACACGCCAGGUUUCGACGACACAAUCAGACCAGGGUUGGAGAUACUUUCUGAGAUCGCCGAGUUUCUCCACCAAGGCAAGCACCACAUCGCAGGUAUAAUAUAUCUUCACCCCAUACAGGAACGUCGUCUGACUGGAACGUCGCGCCUGAACCUCAACUUGCUGCAAUCUAUCUGUGGAGAACAUUUCUACUCCCACGUGACGAUUGUAUCGACGAUGUGGAAUACGCUGCCAGACGGUUCUCCAACGAUCGAUGCCCAACGGCGAGAGCUGGCUUUCAGAGAAGGCGAUAAUCCUAUUGUUUGGAGAGAUAUGCUGGACAAAGGCUCUAAUUACGCGCGGUAUACUGGGGCAACCGACUCGACUAGAGCGAUUAUCAUGUCUCUGCUGAGCAAACAUCGUGCUCCACCUUUGAUGUUGGAGCUAGAGCUCAGGGACCCUGCACGUACACCCGAAGGCACGAGUGCGGGCUUGGUCCUCAUGGCUGAAGUGAAAGCACGCGAAGAAAGGCUGCAGCGAGAGUUGCAGGAGGAAGAAGAAGAAGCCCAAAAACUGCGGGCCAAGCUGGAAGAGAGUAAGCGAUCAGCAGCUCAAGACCGAGGCGUGGGUAUUGAGGUUUCCCAAGGAGAUAAGCAAGGACCGCGCGGCAUCGUAAGGAAAAUCUUCGGGUGA